CAAAAUGGUUGACAGCUUGUAGAACAAUUGGUGAUUUUUUUGUGUACUGCCAUACGACCACACGACUGAGUUUAUUUUGUGAAAAAAAUUUUGUGGCCUGAAAUAGUUAGCGAAUGUAUUGCAUCCAACCGCAUUUAUGUUAUUUGUGGCCUAAGAAAUUUUUACUACUGAACAGCAUAAAUUUCUAUGAACUCAAAAAGCGAAACUGACGAAGCUUCAAGGGGGAGCGAAGCAUCAUCGUCUAAUAACAGUUCAACCCCACACAAUUCUGAGGCACAGCCGUCUUCAGGUUUAUGCAUAUCAACUGGUACAGAUAGCACUCAGGACAUUAUGAAGAGAGCAGCAGCUAAACAGCUGAUUGAGAGAUAUUUCUAUCAGUUGUUAGAUGGCUGUGGAAAUCCAGAUUGUGAUAACCAGUAUUGUGCAUCUAGCGGAGCGGCCCAAAACCUCACUCCAAACGAGGCUGCGGCUGAGGCCAUAAAGCUGUUCUACAAAGAGGCCCGUCUCUGUGACAGUCUCCCCAACAAAGUUCCUCGCACAGAGGCCAGUACGUGCAAUACAAGUGCCGGCACUACAUGUCAUAUAUCAAACACAAACGAAAGUGCAGACAACAAAGAAGUAAAGGCUGAUAUUCCCACAACAAGUACAUCACAAUUGGAGAGCACUUCCAAGGAGGUGAAACCAGAAACUAGUCAUAGUGUAUCACAACAAGAAGAAUGCAAAAAUCUUAGUCAUAAUAAUGGGUCGCCCUUGACUGAGGAGCGGAUCCAACUGUUGUGUGACGAGUGCCUUCGGACAAAAAUGCCGCAGCCCUUGGUGAGAGCUUUGGGCGAGGCGUUCACCCAGCCAGCUAUAUUGGCUAGGUGUUUUCAAAGCAAAAUUGAGCAAGAUAGAAGUAGUGAUGAUGGGGGGAAAAAUAAAGACAAAGAAUCAAAAGCAAUGUGUUCGUCCAGCGACCCGGACAAGGAUGUGGACAGUGUGGCGGGGCCGGGCCUCGACGUCGCGUCCUGUCGGAGAGCCUUCCAGUAUCUAGCUAAAGUGCCAUCAGAUUACUACAGUUCAGCGCUGGUCACUGCUCUAACGACCUUAGCGGAGAACCUCGAGAUAGACUUGCGGAUAACCAAGAAGAUGAGUAUGGAGGAUGCCGUGAACUGCUUCGUGAUAGCGUUCGAGGUGCCCGACCUGGGCUGCAGUGAUUACUUAGAGAUCGCUCUGCCUGCUUUGUGUCAUGCUGCGGAACAUUUGUCUGUCAAAGCGCAAGCUCGACUGGCUCGAGUAUGGGCCCAGCACUGUAAAGAGAGCCUGCGACACAUCCUGGAGACUCUACAACAGCUGAUAACCUUGAGAGUCAUCUCUACCAACUACAGCAGCCAUUUCACUUUGCAAGAAGACGAGAGCGUCACAAUGGCUACCAAGCUUAUGAAGAUAGUGUACUACGCCAACAUGGCGGCGGGCGCCAUGGAGCCGGGCUGGCUGCGCGAGGAGCCGGUGGCGGCGCCGCGCCAGCUCGACCCGCUCGGGGACGUCAUCGACCACCUGUUCGCGCCCAUGAAGGCCGCCAAACAUUCGCAGCCGGACGAUCCUUUAGCUGUGGAAUUAGAUAUUAAUGUAUUAGAUUCUAGAAAACCGUACUUGCCAUUUGAGGAAUUUUACAAUGAACCUCUUAGUGAUACUAUAGAAAUGGAAAUAGAUUUUGCAAAUUACAAGACAGAGCUACAUAACAGUAAGAAAUUCACGUUCCUACGGUAUCCGUUCAUCCUGACUCCAGCGACCAAAUCUCUGGGCCUUUACUACGAGAAUCGAAUCCGCAUGCAUUCGGAGAGACGCGUGUCGAUGUUCCACGCGGUCGUCGGCGCCGUGCCGCCCAUGCCUUUCCUCAGGCUCAAAGUGCGGCGAACGCAUAUUAUAGACGAUGCCCUAGUAGAGUUGGAAAUGAUAGCCAUGGAGCGCGUGCUUGACCUGAAGAAGCAAUUGGUGGUAGAGUUCGAAGGGGAGCAGGGCGUGGACGAGGGCGGCGUCAGCAAGGAGUUCUUCCAGCUCAUAGUGGAGGAGAUCUUCAAUCCGGACUACGGCAUGUUCACGCACCAUCCAGACUCCAAUACCGUUUGGUUCAACCCCACAUCGUUCGAGACCGAAGCGCAGUUUACACUGAUCGGUAUCGUGUUAGGUUUGGCGAUAUACAACAACAUUAUCUUGGCGGUGGACUUUCCAAUGGUGGUGUACAGAAAGCUGAUGGGAAAGAAGGGGUCAUUCGAAGACUUGGCUGAUUGGAAUCCUACAUUGUACAGAGGUCUAAAAGACAUGUUGGAAUACACGGGCGAAGAUUUGGAAGAGGUGUACUACCAGACCUUCAGGAUAUGCUACCAAGACGUGUUCGGCAAUAACAUAUUCCACGAUCUCAAGAAAGAUGGCGACAGCAUUUUUGUUACACAAGAAAAUAAGAAGGAAUUCAUCGACUUAUAUUCGGAUUUCCUCUUAAACAAGUCAGUAGAGACGCAGUUUAAGGCGUUCAGGCGCGGGUUCGUGAUGGUGACGGACGAGAGCCCGCUGUCGGCUCUGUUCCGCCCGGAGGAGGUCGAGACGUUGGUUUGCGGCAGUAAGAACUUCGAUUUCAACGAACUAGAAAAGUCAACGGAAUACGACGGCGGCUACAGCGCCGACUCCAAAAUAAUCCGGGAUUUCUGGAGCAUCGUCCACAGUCUUAGCAUCGACGACAAACGGAAGCUUCUCGAAUUCACCACCGGCUCGGACAGAGUCCCCGUCGGUGGACUCAGCUAUCUGAAACUAAUCAUUGCGAGAAACGGCCCGGAUUGUGACAGGUUACCUACUGCACAUACGUGUUUCAACGUACUCUUAUUACCGGAAUAUAACAGCGAAGAGAAACUAAGAGAUAGGCUAAUGAAAGCCAUAAGUUACUCGAAAGGCUUUGGAAUGCUUUAACGUUCGACCCCGCGCUUAGAUGAACAAAUGUUGUUGUAUUGUAUAGAGCCAUGACAUUGGUUUUGUAACAUUAAUGAAUAAAGUUUGUUUUAUUUAUACAGAAA
This is a messenger RNA of Amyelois transitella, 3044 nucleotides long. It is a transcript of the gene Ube3a, whose product is annotated as ubiquitin-protein ligase E3A. The transcript has 16 exons. The coding region runs from base 187 to 2940 and encodes 917 amino acids. Gene Ontology annotation, molecular function: ubiquitin protein ligase activity. Gene Ontology annotation, biological process: protein polyubiquitination. The record is from RefSeq and is a predicted model, not a curated record. NCBI's taxonomy places the organism in Eukaryota, Metazoa, Arthropoda, Insecta, Lepidoptera, Pyralidae.